This is a messenger RNA of Betta splendens (Siamese fighting fish), 1719 nucleotides long. RefSeq names its product RNA-binding protein with serine-rich domain 1-like. Gene Ontology annotation, molecular function: RNA binding. The transcript is spliced from 7 exons. Gene Ontology annotation, cellular component: nucleoplasm; ASAP complex; cytoplasm. The coding region runs from base 26 to 976 and encodes 316 amino acids. Lineage: Eukaryota; Metazoa; Chordata; Actinopteri; Anabantiformes; Osphronemidae. Gene Ontology annotation, biological process: mRNA splicing, via spliceosome. The record is from RefSeq and is a predicted model, not a curated record.
AGGCACAUUAAUAAACAAAUAACUUAUGUGUGUGGCGCUUAAGUGGUUGGGUCAUUUCCGCUGUGUCGUCAUCACUGUGCGACGCGUUCUCGCUGCGCAAACCGUCGAAGCUAAACUGCCUCGUUUGGAAGAAAUGGCACCAUCUCCGACAAAGCGGAAGGAGGACGAAAAAAACAAAGAUAGAGGCAAAGAAAAAACAAGUACGAAGGAAGGCGACAAGGAGAGAGGACGUGAGAAGCUGAGAAAACGGCGCAGUGCUUCUACUGGCAGCAGCAGCAGCAGGUCCAGAUCUUCCUCUACUUCAAGCAGCAGCUCUGGUUCCAGCUCGGGAUCGUCAAGUGGAUCCAGCUCGUCUGGCUCCAGCCACUCUGGCUCCUCGAGCUCUCGCUCCUCCUCUUCAUCCAGUUCCUCAGGCUCCCCCAGCCCCAGCCGCAGACGCCAUGACAACCGACGGCGAUCACGCUCAGCGUCUAAAACGCAGAAAAGGGGAGACGAUAAGGAAAGAAGGAAAAGAAGCCCAAGCCCCAAACCUACUAAAGUUCACCUAGGUCGGCUGACCAGAAAUGUCACCAAGGAACACAUCCAGGAAAUCUUUUCCACUUAUGGAAAAAUAAAAAUGGUUGAAAUGCCAAUGGAUCGGCUCCACCCACACCUGUCCAGAGGCUCUGCUUACGUGGAGUUUGAGACUCCGGAGGAGGCCCAGAAGGCCCUGAAACACAUGGAUGGAGGUCAGAUUGACGGACAGGAAAUCACUGCGUCUGCUGUGCUGACUCAGCGAAUCCGUCCUCCACCUCGUAGACCCUCUCCUCCUCGCAGAAUGCCCCCACCACCACCCAUGUGGCGCCGCAGUCCACCACGCAUGAGGAGAAGGUCCCGCUCCCCUAGAAGACGAUCCCCUGUGCGCCGACGCUCUCGCUCCAGAUCUCCUGCUCGCAGGCGUCACCGCUCUCGCUCCAGCUCUAACUCGUCCAGGUAGAUGGAGUUCUUGCGUCACAUACUGAGUGACCUGCUCUGUCCCGAUCCUAAAAUAAAAUGUUUGGAUCUGAAGCCAACAUAAACAUCUUACACUCAUUUUAUGCGCAAAUGUUUGAUUUCUCUUUAUUUUGUUGUUGUGUUUGCUGAGUUUGAUCUAAACUGACAUUCAAGUGUGUCAUUCAAAGUUUCAUGUUAUUUUACCAUGUAGCAAAUUUUUAGACAUUUUGGAAAAUAAAAGUGUUCAAAAUAUUAUGUGAGCCUAGUUUGUAAGAUCAUACCAAAAUGUGUUAAUCUGUUUUCCUCAGUUAAAUAAAUGAUCACCCCAUAUAGUGUUUAAAUGAAUAGUCAUAUAAUUAUUAUAAAAAAAUAGUGGUUUAGCACCAAAACAUAAACACAACAAAAUGAGCCUUUUGAAUUGUGAUACCAUAUACAGAUACAAAAAACACAUUCUAACAGUUUGAAACCUUAUUUCAUUCCUGUACUGACUUUCAGCCACAUACACUGAGGAACUUGCAGUUAUUUGUAUAUUUAGAUUGUUCUGUGUAGUAAAGUUAAGCGUCGUCAUAACUAUGCUCAUAUGUCAAAGAGAAACACUGUGCCUCAUUUAGACUUUUUGUGCAAAAGUGGGUUAAAUUAAUUAAGACUUUUUAGCCGUGUUUUACAUCUGUGAAGUUUUUUUUUUUGUUUUUAUCAGUUUAUGUCACAAAUUUGAAACAGGUUCACAAUAAACUUCCUCCUUUUAAA